AUGGCUUUCCGUAAGAACCACCCGUCGAAGUUCAGUAGGGACUAUGAUCCGGAAGAUGCUAGGCUAUGGUUAGUGGAGACUGAGAAGAUUUUUGAGGUGAUGGGUUGUCUCGAGGAGCAUAAGGUCCCUUAUGCGACGUUCAUGCUCCAAGGAGAAGCUGAGAACUGGUGGAAGAAGCGAAAGGCGAUGGAAUUUCUGGAUUUGAAGCAUGGAAACAUGUCCGUUGGAGAAUACACGACCAAAUUUAAUGAACUUCUACAGUACUGGCCUCAAUACCAAGACGCUCGGAACGAAGAAGACUUAUGUGCUCAGUUUGAGAAUGGGCUUCGACUGGAGAUUCAACAGGCAGUUAGCUACAUGCAGAUCACGGAUUUUAAUCAACUGGUGACCAAGUGCAGAAUAUUUGAGGACAAGAUGAAAGAGAGGCAAGCUAGAGGCUUUGGAGGACCACAGAGAAGCCAUCCUUUUAGAGGAAACAGUAAUAAGAGGAUGAAGCCAUAUUCUAGCAACAAGGGGAAACAACCUAUGACUACAUCCAACAUGAGCCAGUCAAGGGGGACUGGGGUACAGUGCUUUCAGUGCGGAGGACCGCAUCUUAGGAGGAAUUGCCCACAACUCCAGCAGACAUAG
Glycine soja is the source of this 630-nucleotide messenger RNA. RefSeq lists its product as uncharacterized. The record is from RefSeq and is a predicted model, not a curated record. Lineage: Eukaryota; Viridiplantae; Streptophyta; Magnoliopsida; Fabales; Fabaceae. The transcript has 2 exons. Bases 1 to 630 code for a protein of 209 amino acids.